Molecule: messenger RNA, 1122 nt
Organism: Raphanus sativus (radish)
Lineage: Eukaryota; Viridiplantae; Streptophyta; Magnoliopsida; Brassicales; Brassicaceae
Product: leucine-rich repeat protein FLOR 1
Exons: 2
Molecular function (GO): protein binding
Source: RefSeq, a predicted model, not a curated record
UGCGUCAAAGUAACCCACUCGAGCCACGAUGAAGCUUCUUCUUUGUCUCUCUAUCUUCUUCGCCAUAUUCUUCAUCUCUCUCCCAUCUUCCUACAGCUGCACCUCACACGACAAAAAUGCCCUCCUUCAAAUCAAGAAAUCUCUUAACAGCUCAUCGCUCCUCUCCUCCUGGAACCCUGGAACCGACUGUUGUACCAGCUAGACCGGCGUUGAAUGCACUAACGGCCGCGUCACAGGCCUCACUAUCUCCUCCGGCGAACUCUCCGGCCAGAUUCCAAACCAGAUCGGCGACCUUCUUGACCUCCGCACACUUGAUUUCAGUUUCCUGACUCAUCUCACCGGAAACAUCCCACGUACCAUCACUAAACUCAAGAACCUCGACCUCCUCCGGUUAAAGCAGAACAAUCUCUCCGGUCCAAUUCCUGAUUAUAUCAGUGAGCUCAAAAACGUAACGUUCUUGGACCUCUCCUUUAACCAGUUUACCGGUCCUAUUCCCGGUUCGCUUUCACAGAUGCCGAAGCUUCAGGCCAUUCAGAUCAACGACAAUAGGCUAACCGGUUCUGUACCGAAUUCUUUCGGUUCCUUUGUAGGCAACGUCCCUAAUCUCUACUUGUUUAACAAUAAACUCUCAGGGAAAAUACCGGAAUCGUUGUCAAAAUACGACUUCAACGCAGUAGAUCUGUCGGGAAAUGGUUUCAUAGGAGAUGGUUCGAUGUUUUUCGGACGGAACAAAACAACAAUACGAGUGGAUCUGUCAAGAAACAUGUUUCAGUUCGAUCUCUCCAAGGUUAAGUUCGCGAGGAGCAUACUUUCGCUGGAUCUGAGCCAUAACAGAAUCUUCGGGAAGUUGCCUCGGGAGCUGGGCAAGCUACGCCUCCAGCAUUUCAACGUUAGUUACAAUCGGCUCUGCGGAAAAAUCCCACAUGGUGGUAUCAUUCAGACCUUUGAUCCAUCAGCUUUCUCUCACAACCUCUGUCUUUGUGGGACCCCUCUUAAGGCUUGUUAAAUUUUGUUUAGUGGCGUGCGUGGUAACAAAUAGUUAUGUCUUUAUAUGUAUGAUGAUGUGUUAAUUAUCACUGCUUAUCAAAUAAGAGGAGAAGAAAUAGUCUUCCUUGUGUUUAG